UCCCAGCCUGGGUUCCUCGGAAACAGGACGGAUUUUUUUGCUGCCAGCUCUGGGGCCUCACCCGGGACGUAGGCAGCGAGCUGAGGACCCUGCAUGCCUGUUCAUUCGGGCCUGGAUGCAAAAGCAGAUGCGGGAGGUCCAGUGAGCAAGACCUGGUGGCUGGAGCAGUGCAGGCCUCGUGUGUCCAUGGAGCUGCUGGCUGGGGGGACUCCUGCCCAGCUCCGCCUGCCAGGCUCGGAGAAACCAGAGGCCUAGGUGCACAGGGGUGGGUGUCAGCAGACAGAUGCUCCCCAGGCUGUGGGGUUUCCUGUGUGGACUGCUGGGCGGGUGUGCCAAAGGUGGAGGAUGCCGGCCAAGGGGCACUACUUCCUCAACGAGGGCGAGGAGGACCCCAACCACGACACGCUCUACGAGAAGUACCGCCUCACCAGCCAGCAUGGGCCGCUGCUACUCACGCUCCUGUUGGUGGCCAUCACUGCCUGCGCCGUCCUCAUCAUCAUCGCCUUCAGCUACGGGGACCCCUCCAGACACCAGGCUGUCCUGGGGACGGCGUUCUUCACGCUUGCCGUGUUUGUGGCUCUCUACGCGCUCGUGUAUGUUGAGUGCCUCGUCCGCCGGUGGCUCAGGGCCUCGGCGCUCCUCAUCUGGGCCUGCCUUGUGACGCUGGGCUACGUGCUGGUGUUUGACUCAUGGAUGAAGGAGGCGUGUGACUGGGAGCAGGUGCCCUUCUUCCUGUUCGUGGUCUUCGUGGUGUACACGCUGCUGCCUUUCAGCAUGCGGGGUGCCGUCGUGGCCGGGGUCGUCUCCAGCACCUCCCACCUCCUGGUGCUCGGCGGUCUGAUGGGGGCCUUCACCACGCCCAGCGUCCGGGUCGGGCUGCAGCUGCUGGCCAAUGCUGUGGUCUUCCUGUGCGGGAACCUCACGGGCGCCUUCCACAAGCACCAGAUGCAGGAUGCCUCCCGAGACCUCUUCACCUACACUGUGAAGUGCAUCCAGAUCCGUCGUAAGCUGCGCAUCGAGAAGCGCCAGCAGGAGAACCUGCUGCUGUCCGUGCUGCCUGCCCACAUCUCCAUGGGCAUGAAGCUGGCCAUCAUCGAGCGGCUCAAGGAGCGUGGGGACCGCCGCUACCUGCCGGACAACAACUUCCACAGCCUCUACGUCAAGCGGCACCAGAACGUCAGCAUCCUCUAUGCUGACAUCGUGGGCUUCACGCAGCUGGCCAGCGACUGCUCCCCAAAAGAGCUGGUGGUGGUGCUGAAUGAGCUCUUCGGAAAGUUCGACCAGAUCGCCAAGGCCAAUGAAUGCAUGCGGAUCAAGAUCCUGGGCGACUGCUACUACUGCGUGUCAGGCUUGCCCGUGUCCCUGCCCAGCCACGCCCGCAACUGUGUGAAGAUGGGGCUGGACAUGUGUGAGGCCAUUAAGCAGGUGCGGGAGGCCACAGGCGUGGACAUCAGCAUGCGUGUGGGCAUACACUCGGGGAACGUGCUGUGUGGUGUCAUCGGGCUGCGCAAGUGGCAGUAUGAUGUGUGGUCCCAUGACGUGUCCCUGGCCAACAGGAUGGAGGCGGCUGGAGUCCCUGGCCGGGUGCACAUCACAGAGGCGACGCUGAACCACCUGGACAAGGCGUAUGAGGUGGAGGACGGGCACGGGCAGCAGCGGGACCCCUACCUGAAGGAGAUGAACAUCCGCACCUACCUGGUCAUCGACCCCCGGAGCCAGCAGCCGCCCCCGCCCAGCCUACACCUCACCAAGUCCAAGGGGGACGCGACCCUGAAGAUGCGGGCCUCCGUGCGCAUGACCCGCUACCUCGAGUCCUGGGGGGCGGCGCGUCCCUUCGCACACCUCAACCAACGCGAGAGUGUGAGCAGCGAGACCCCUGUGCCCCACGGGCGGAGGCCCAAGGCCAUUCCCCUACGGCGCCACCGGACCCCUGACAGAAGUGCGUCCCCCAAGGGGCGGUCAGAGGAUGACUCAUACGAUGAUGAGAUGCUGUCGGCCAUCGAGGGCCUCAGCUCCACGAGACCCUGCUGCUCCAAGUCUGAUGACUUCUACACCUUUGGGUCCAUCUUCCUGGAGAAGGGCUUCGAGCGAGAGUACCGCCUGGCACCCAUCCCGCGGGCCCGCUACUACUUUGCUUGUGCCAGCCUUGUGUUCAUCUGCAUCCUGCUCGUCCAUGCCCUGCUGAUGCCCAGGAUGGCGGCUCUGGGUGUGUCCUUUGGGCUGGUGGCCUGCGUGCUCGGGCUGGUACUAGGCUUGUGCUUUGCCCGGGAGUUCUUGAGGUGCUGCCCGGCCCGGGGCGCGCUCCGAGCCAUCUCCGAGAGGGUGGAGACGCAGCCCCUGCUGCGGGUGUCCCUGGCCGUCCUGACCAUCGGCAGCCUGCUCACCGUCGCCGUCAUCAACCUGCCGCUGAUGCCUUUCCCGGCCCCGGGGCUGCCUGCUGGGAACGAGACGGGCCCAGGGGCCGUGAGCAGCUGGGAGAGGACCCUGUGCAAGCUCCUCCCGUAUUACACCUGCAGCUGCAUCCUGGCCUUCAUCGCCUGCUCUGUCUUCCUGCGGAUGAGCCUGGAGCUGAAGGUCAUGCUGUUGACAGUGGCCUUGGUGGCCUACCUGGUGCUCUUCAACAUCUCCCCAUGCUGGCAAUGGGACUGCUGUGGCCACAGCCUGGGCAACCUCACCAAGACCAAUGGCACCCUCAGCACCCCGUCCUGUUCAUGGGAUCUGAAGACAAUGAUCAAUUUCUACCUGGUCCUGUUUUACACCACCCUCAUCAUGCUCUCCAGACAGAUUGACUAUUACUGCCGCUUGGACUGUCUGUGGAAGAAGAAGUUCAAGAAGGAACACGAGGAGUUUGAAACCAUGGAGAAUGUGAACCGCCUUCUUCUAGAGAAUGUCCUGCCAGCCCACGUGGCCGCCCACUUCAUUGGUGACAAGUUAAAUGAGGACUGGUACCAUCAGUCCUACGACUGCGUGUGCGUCAUGUUUGCAUCCGUGCCGGACUUCAAAGUGUUCUACACGGAGUGCGACGUCAACAAGGAAGGCCUGGAGUGCCUGCGCCUGUUGAACGAGAUCAUAGCUGACUUUGACGAGCUGCUGUUAAAGCCCAAGUUCAGUGGUGUGGAGAAGAUCAAGACCAUCGGCAGCACGUACAUGGCAGCUGCAGGGCUCAGCAUCCCCUCAGGGCACGAGAACCAGGACCGGGAGCGGCAGCGCGCCCACAUCGGCAUCAUGGUGGAGUUCAGCACCGCCCUGAUGAGCAAGCUGGAUGGCAUCAACCGGCACUCCUUCAACUCCUUCCGCCUCCGAGUUGGCAUAAACCAUGGGCCCGUGAUUGCUGGAGUGAUUGGGGCACGAAAACCUCAGUACGACAUCUGGGGAAACACGGUCAAUGUUGCCAGUCGAAUGGAGAGCACCGGAGAACUUGGGAAAAUCCAGGUUACUGAAGAGACAUGUACCAUCCUCCAGGGAUUAGGUUAUUCUUGUGAAUGCCGCGGACUGAUUAACGUCAAAGGGAAAGGCGAACUGCGGACUUACUUUGUCUGUACGGAUACUGCCAAGUUUCAAGGGUUGGGGCUGAACUGAGGGCUUUAGGUAGGUGCAGAACAUGCUGGAAGCCGAUUUCCUUCCCUGAAGCAAGCCAGGGGGAAGGCUCAGCCCCACGUCAGUCACAAAGGCAGUCCAAGGGUUUGGCCAUUACCACCCCUAGCAGGUGGUUGUGCAUGGCUUCCUUGAACUGGCACUAGAGAAUUUCUCAGCUUGAGGUGACCAUGAAGCCUUACACACAGGCAGCCCAGAACCUCUGUGAUGUCAGAGUCUGCAACUCGGCCUCCAGCACAGCAGGGAACGGCUCAUUUGUGAGUUUUAGACCCUCAUUCCCCCAGGUGCUGUGGAUGAGACCCCCGCCCACCCCUACUCCCCCUUGGCCUGUGAGCUGCACAGGCGAGACUCGUCUUUCUUGUCUUGUCCAGGAUGGGUGGAGACUCCUUUCUCCCCAGCAGAACAACUACAAGAGUCCACGUUUCUCAUACAGGCAUUCUGGUAAAGAGCUGAAAGGGUGUUUGUUUUAAAUCUAUAAAUGGUUUCAAACAAUAGGGAGAAAACCCCCACAGUGGACACUUCUUACUUCUUGUCAUCUUUGGCAUGUGUCUGUUUUAAAUGGAUACAUUGUUAAUGGAGGUAUUUAUUAUCCUUUGAAUGACUUCUGAGAUGCUAGACAAAUUAUCUUCUCUGCAGUGCAGUGUCUGCCUUUGUAACCACUGACACAUAAGUGGGACCACUGUCCAGUGUGAGCAUAUGGGAUCAGCUCCUCUGUGGGAUGGAGCUCAGAGGAAUGUGGCUCAUAGCAGGAAGGCAAGGAGUGUCACAGCCUUGGCUUUGAAUCAAACAACUUUGAAGCCAGAAUUUUGAGAUGAGGUUUAAUAAGAGAAAAGCCUAGAAAAUAAGGUAUAAGCUCUUAGCCGUUCCUUGGCUCCUCAUGCGUUUUUGAGCACCCGCUGCAACCUUCAACUCUGUCUUAGCUUUAUACUGGAGAGGAAUGGAGUCUGUGUGGAGAGAAGUUGGACGGCCUGUAGUUCUUUCCUUUCCUUCAGUCCUCAUAGCUAGCUUUGAAGAGCUUCAAAACUAAGAGGAUCUACUCAGCACCAGCAUGCGUAGAGGUUCCUGUAUCUGGGAAGCCCGCCCUCUCACAGGUGCUCAGAUGUUCUUGUUCUGAACUGAAUGAAUCAAGGCAAGUGAAAGAGCCAGGUCUGUGAGGUGGUGUCUUACAGUACUUUAGCUCUAAAAGAAUGGAAAGAAGUCUACCUAUGUUGUUUCAAGGUGAGAAAUAAUAACCAAACUGCCCAUUC
This is a messenger RNA of Mesoplodon densirostris (Blainville's beaked whale), 4841 nucleotides long. RefSeq names its product adenylate cyclase 7 (gene ADCY7). Gene Ontology annotation, cellular component: plasma membrane. Bases 346 to 3579 code for a protein of 1077 amino acids. The record is from RefSeq and is a predicted model, not a curated record. Gene Ontology annotation, biological process: cAMP biosynthetic process; intracellular signal transduction; adenylate cyclase-activating G protein-coupled receptor signaling pathway. Gene Ontology annotation, molecular function: adenylate cyclase activity. The transcript has 26 exons. NCBI's taxonomy places the organism in Eukaryota, Metazoa, Chordata, Mammalia, Artiodactyla, Ziphiidae.